Daphnia magna is the source of this 3171-nucleotide messenger RNA. RefSeq names its product homeotic protein distal-less. Lineage: Eukaryota; Metazoa; Arthropoda; Branchiopoda; Diplostraca; Daphniidae. Gene Ontology annotation, molecular function: RNA polymerase II cis-regulatory region sequence-specific DNA binding; DNA-binding transcription factor activity, RNA polymerase II-specific. Bases 705 to 1955 code for a protein of 416 amino acids. The transcript has 3 exons. The record is from RefSeq and is a predicted model, not a curated record. Gene Ontology annotation, biological process: regulation of transcription by RNA polymerase II.
UGUCUGCGUGUGUGUGUGUGUAAGUGAAUGGCUAGACACUAGAAGACCAGUUGGUUCGCUAACUACCGCCCAGGACGGUCGUGUUGUUGGUACGUUCCUCUCUCACCGACAAAUUAAACGUACACGUAAAAACCAAACCCCCCCCCCCUCAAAAAAAAAAAUAGUUUCGAUAUUUAUGUUUCGUCGGUGACAUUUACCUCAGACACACAUCGAUCGUGAUCUCCCUCCACAAACGACACACACACACAAAUUCGUUCUCAUCUCUCGAGGUUGUCGUUGUUGUCUAAUACUCGGAAUACAGUGUUGUCGACAGUGUCAUUAUCUCAACUCAAGUUGGCAAUAGAAAAAUACACAUUCGAUCAAGCCCCACCUCGAUUGGCUCAGCAAAUUAUCCAGUGAGAAAGCAACAAGACGCUCAUCACCAGUGUGUGUGUCUCUCUUUCUGUGAGUGUGUGUGUGUAUGUGUAUGUGUCAUCGAGUGCAAAUCAAAUUCGUUGCAGGUGACCAACCCUCGAGUUCCAUUUUUUUUUUUUAUGUGUGUGUGUUUAACUCGUAAAUAAACAAAAAUAAAAAUAAAAUCCGCAACCCUGGAAUCGCCGUCGCCUCAUCAAAUCCGGCGGAAUUCGCCGGUGCCCCACCCGCCGCCGUCCAGUUCGGCAAACAGUUUCAUCAACAGCCACUUCAGCGGCGAUUACAACACGACAAUGUCGUCGACAACGCCCAACUCCGUCGUCGGCGGAACAGACUGCGAUCAACAGGAGUCGACGGCCGGCCAGGCCGCCAAUUCGCAACAAGCGGCCGCCGCCGCCGCCGCCGUCAACGCGUCCAAAAACGCCUUCCUCGAGCUGCAACAGGCGCAUCAACACCUGGCCAGCCAGGCGGGCAUCGGUCCGCCACCGUCUCACAUGGCGGGCGGAGGUGGACCGGCCGGAGGUGGCGGCGGACCGUACGGCAUGAGCCGCAAUCCGUACCAGCAAAUGCAGCAACAACAUCCGUCUGCAAACAGUUUGAGCGUCAACCACCAACUGGGCGGCUAUCCCUUUUCGCACAUGACGCCGCAAAACUCGUACGCCGCCGCAGCAGCCGCCGCUGCCGCCGGAUACCACCACCUCAGUCCCUACCCGUCGCAAUGUCCAUCACCUCCGCGAGACGAUUCGCUCGAUUCGGGCAUCAGAGUCAACGGCAAGGGCAAGAAGAUGCGCAAACCGAGGACCAUCUACUCGUCGCUUCAAUUGCAGCAGCUCAACCGACGAUUUCAACGCACCCAAUACCUCGCCCUGCCCGAACGGGCCGAAUUGGCCGCUUCCUUAGGACUCACUCAAACUCAGGUGAAAAUUUGGUUCCAAAACCGGCGGAGUAAGUACAAGAAAAUGAUGAAAGCGGCCCAACAGGUGGGCGGCGGCGGUGGCGGCGGACUGAACGGAAACAACUCGGCCUCGACGCCUCAAAUGUCGCCGUCCGAGUCGGAAGGCGGAUCGCCUAGCCCCGAGUGCGGAGACGACGGCAGUUUGGGCGGCGGUUACCUACCGCUGGGCAUGGGCCAGCAGCAGCAGCAACAGCACGCGCACCAACAGCAGCAACAACAUCCCGGCGGCAUGAUCAACUACCACCAACAGCAGCAACAACACCAACAGUCGGCCGGCACGCCCGUCAGCGACCUGUCACCCCCGCCGCCGACGUUACUGCUGGGCGGCGGAACGGGCAGCCCGCCGCUCAGCUCGUCGACGGGCGGCUCUUGGAUGCACGACACCAAGCCCAACCUCAUUCAAAUGGGCGAUCCAGCGUCGGCCGUCGGUCUGGCCCACCAUCACCACCACGUCCACCACGUCCACCAUCCGAACAGUUUGCAGCAGCAAAUGGGCGCCGCGGCGGCAGCAGCGGCUGCGGCCGCCAACUACGGCAUGCCCUACCCUUGGCAAUACGCCGCCACCAUGAACCAAGGUCUACUCACAUGAGAAACUAUCACGACCUAUUUUUUAUUCAAAAACUAAAUUUUUUUUUUUUAAACUAAAAUAAAAAGAAAAAGAGGCGUGAAGAUUUAGGUGAUGAUUUGUUCUUUUCUUGUUUAGAUGAAAAAUUUUUUUUUAAAAAGCCAAUGAUAAAAAAAAAAAAAAAAUUGUUUAAAUGUCAAAUUCUCGAUAAAUUAUUUAGAAACUUCAUUUGAGAAAUUGCGCGUUCUUUAAAUCCAAUUUUCUUUUUCAUUUCGGUUGAUUGACUUUUACCACUACCUUCUUAAACUCUACUGAUAUACAUACAAAAUAUAUUGACUUUUCAUUAGUAUUUUUUUUUUUGGUUUGUCGUAUGCAAGAUUUCCUCUCUGUGCGUUUGCGUCAUCACUGCGCCCCCCCUGUUAAUAUUAUUAUUAUUAUUAUUAUUUAAAAAAAAAAUAAUAGUAAUAAUAAAAAUGAAUUCAUUCUUCACACUACACAAGUUUUCGUUGUUCGGGUGCAAUAGAGACACAUCCCUCUACAUCCCCCCCUCUCCAAUUGGAAUGUAAUCGAUAUACGUAUAUAGUAAACAUGUUUUUAGGAGGAUCGCAUUCUCAUCCCACAAUUAUUUUCAUUUUUCAUUUCACAAUUGAAAAGAACCGCGCCAUUCAUUUUCGUUUUGCUGGUUGUCCUCCUUGUACUGAAACACAUUGCAACUGAAGAUAUUUAAGUUCGAUGUUAUAGUACAAUGAAUAAUACAGUGUACAGCGUUAAACAAAGAGUUUCGAUUGGUAGAUUGUCUUCGAAUCGAACGAAGAGGGGGAAAAAAAGGGGGGGGGGCGUGAGUGACGGAAAAAUUUUUUGUUUAGCCAAUUUUCAAAUGGUUUGCCCCGAUCGACUGUACAUGUUCUAACUCUAUUUUGUUUGUUGUUGAAACCAUUUUUUUUUUUCAUUUAUUAAAAAGUAGAAAAAUAAAAGAAGAAAACAUAAAAAAAAAAAAAAACUGUUAUUCAAAAAUAUUUUUUUUUUGUUUGCGGGAGUUUCUCGAGUGAUGUGUAUCAUAUUAGCCGGUCCUCAUCCUUUACCCCUCAUUCUGUAUGUGUGUGUGUGUACGUGAUCCUUUUCAUUAUCGCAUCCAUUUCCCCCCCUAAACAUUUCAUUUCCCUGUUGUCUCUGAAAAUUCACGACAUUAUCUGAAACGUGCGCGUGUGUAUCUUCGUCUGUGUCCCAAAUUACGUAAAAA